Poecilia reticulata (guppy) is the source of this 772-nucleotide messenger RNA. Its product is annotated as vesicle-associated membrane protein 8-like. Gene Ontology annotation, cellular component: membrane. Gene Ontology annotation, biological process: vesicle-mediated transport. NCBI's taxonomy places the organism in Eukaryota, Metazoa, Chordata, Actinopteri, Cyprinodontiformes, Poeciliidae. The record is from RefSeq and is a predicted model, not a curated record.
AGGUGUUAUGCCGAGAAACGCAUUCCUGCCGAGAAUUGCAUGUCCUUGUCGCGGGAACGCGCAUCGCUCURARCKCGCAUAUUGACGAGAAAACGGACUGAAGUCUGACCAAAGAGGAAGUCCUGCUGUGGUCUGAGUGUCCUCUCUACUGUCAUCUACUGGGGCUACAGCAUCAGAGCCAUGGAUCUAAAAAGGCUCAACAACCUGAUAAAAAAAGRUCUGGGAACUACUGUAGGACCUGUGGAGAAAAGAUGGAUUCUUCAUUAAAUCAAGAAAUGACAUGAGAACUCCUGUUGAGGCAGGUCGGCUGUUCAAGAGUUCUGCGAGAGUUGCAUAAAGGAGAUGGAAGAAAAAGAUGAUUCACAGCAGAUGAAAGGCAAGACCAGUGACCUGUCAAGUCAGAUAGAUGAAGUGAAGGAGAUCAUGAAGAAAAAUGUGAACCAGAUCCUCCACCGAGAAGAAAAUCUGGAUAAACUCCUGGAAGUGUCCAAGUAUCUGGAAGACAAGGCUUAUAAUUUCAGACGUACAACUAAUGAAGUGUCUCGCUCCUACUGGUGGAAGAACGUCAAGCUGAUGGUGGCCGUGGUCGUGAUCGUCCUCAUCAUCGUCGUCGUCAUCAUCCUGCUGGCCGUCGGGGUCAUUCCCAUCAGCCCWCCUGUGGCUCCUGUGGUCACGCCCACCAUCAAGCCCUGAACACACAUCAACACAAACACCGUGAUGAGACAACAUGAGAUUCUGGACACAUUACACUGCGUCGCACAGAUCUGGACAA